Labeo rohita (rohu) is the source of this 2267-nucleotide messenger RNA. RefSeq names its product ectodysplasin A receptor (gene edar). Gene Ontology annotation, molecular function: signaling receptor activity. Bases 277 to 1677 code for a protein of 466 amino acids. NCBI's taxonomy places the organism in Eukaryota, Metazoa, Chordata, Actinopteri, Cypriniformes, Cyprinidae. Gene Ontology annotation, cellular component: plasma membrane. The record is from RefSeq and is a predicted model, not a curated record. The transcript is spliced from 12 exons. Gene Ontology annotation, biological process: positive regulation of JNK cascade; positive regulation of canonical NF-kappaB signal transduction.
GCGGAGAGCAUCUUUAAGUCCCAUUCGAGGUGGAGCCAGACGCCGAAACGAGCCUGAAGCGCUUUAAGAGGCGACGGGCGUUCGCGGGCGCGUUAAUGAUCCGAUUGACUGCGAUGAUCUGAUCUCAGUCCACAUUUGUGCUCAGAACCUGACGAGAGAGAGAGUCUCGGAGCGGAUCGUGCUGAAGAAUCUCCCGGGUUUGUGUCGAGCUGAAGCGCAGAAGCGUCUCCGUCUUCCCGCAGAGCUCCUCAGGUGGAAGACAACAACAAGAUCAACAUGGGCCAGAAAGGAGGACGGACGCGAUCACACCUCCUGCCUUUUCUUCUGGUGUCCAGCAUGUGUUUUGUGAGUGCCGAAUACUCCAGUUGUGGAGAAAAUGAGUAUUAUAAUUACACAGUCAGCAGUUGCCAGCCCUGCCCACAAUGUCAGCCGGGACAAGAGCCGUACAUGAACUGUGGUUACGGCACUAAGGAUGACGAUUACAGCUGCGUGGCCUGUCCGGCAGGGAAGUUCUCCAAAGGCAAAUACGAGAUCUGCCGUCGCCACAAAGACUGCGACUCGCUGUAUCGCGCCACCGUCCUGACGCCCGGCACUCUAGAGAGCGACGCCGAGUGCGGACCGUGUUUACCGGGGUACUACAUCCUGGAGAACCGUCCGCGUAACAUCUACGGCAUGGUGUGUCACUCCUGUCAGAACGCUCCUCGAAACAUCAAAGAGUGUAUGCAAUCCACGCCGCCGUCAUCGGGACGAGCUCCCAGCGUGUCGUCCAGCAGCACCACCAUAUUCCCACAUGCUGAGAAAGAUCCAACAGGACAAGGUCACCUAGCAACAGCCCUCAUCAUCGCCAUGUCAACCAUCUUCAUCAUGGCCAUCGCUAUAGUGAUGAUCAUUAUGUUCUACAUUCUGAAGACCAAACCGAGUGGACAAGCAUGCUGCUCUGGACAAAUAAUAAAGACGGUGGAAGCCCAAACAAACAAGCAGGAGGAGAAGAAGGAGGUUCAAGAAAACGUGGUGAUCUUUGCAGAAAAGGAUGAAUUUGAUAAGCUCAAGCCUUCGUCUCCAAAAGCAGCAAAGAGUGAGAACGACGCGUCAUCGGAGAACGAGCAGCUGUUGAGUCGCAGCAUCGACAGCGACGAGGAAGCAGCUCAGGACAAACAGGGAGCCGCCGACCUUUGCCUUCUGUCAUUGGUGCAUCUGACGCGGGACAAGACCUGCUCCACCAACGCCAUCAACAACAACAACAACAUCAACACCAGCAGCAGAGCCACCGGGAUUCACAGCAGAAGAAAAAAGAUCUUGGAUUUGUACACAAAAGCCUGCAGUGUUGCAGAGGGUCUGAGUCCGACCGAGUUGCCGUUCGACUGUCUGGAGCGCACCAGCCGCAUGCUCAGCGCCACCUACAGCACGGACAAGGCGGUGGUGAAGACGUGGCGGCACCUCGCAGAGAGCUUCGGCCUGAAGCGCGACGAGAUCGGCGGCAUGACGGACGGCAUGCAGCUCUUCGACCGCAUCAGUACGGCGGGAUACAGCAUCCCGGACCUGCUGACCCGUCUGGUCCAGAUCGAGCGGCUGGACGCCGUCGAGACCCUCUGCUUCGACAUUCUGGGCGGCCCGGAGAACAGCGUCCCUCCGUCCAGCCACCAUCCCACCCUGACGUCCCGCUGCGCCAGCGUCUGAGAGAAUCACGUCCUCGGACGGAUCUGGACCGGACCUGAAGUCUUUCUCAAAACAUUUGACUGGCCAGUUUGUGCAUUUCUGAAAUGGACGCCUUCACUGCGACACCGUUAAAUUCUGAUGACAGAUGUUGGAAAUGUGAUCACAAACGGCCUGAAACGUUUCUACACGUGAACAGACGCUUCAAGCCGCACCAGACUGAUUUGUUUUAUUCUCAGUGUUUCCACGAGAGACGUUUCAGUGAGCUUCUGCACGCUUACUGCUGCGACAACACACUGAUGAAUCUCACCUAGUUCAAGUUCAUCAAACGCUCCAAAUGCAUAACAAGCUACUCAAAAACAACACGUCUGUUUUAAGGCAAGACACUACAGGGUGAACUCAAACUAGUCAAAGUUUCUGAAAUGUUAUGUUUAAAUAUGCAAAAAAGGCAUCAUCUAAUUAAAUAUGCACUCAUUUGCAUUCAAUUCCAGCACUUAAAUCUGAACUGAUUGGAUGAAACCAGAUUCAUAAUUCUUUGAAUUUGUUGAAAUAUUCAAGGUUUUUCCAGAGGCACUUUUUAAUCACUCCUUAAAUCAGAAAACACUGUCACCAAA